This is a messenger RNA of Maylandia zebra (zebra mbuna), 807 nucleotides long. The record is from RefSeq and is a predicted model, not a curated record. NCBI's taxonomy places the organism in Eukaryota, Metazoa, Chordata, Actinopteri, Cichliformes, Cichlidae.
AUGUGUGUGAUCAUAAGGAUCCUUAGCGAACAAGUGGAGAGCCUGAAUGCGACCAGAAAUGAGCUGGGUGUGGAUGACGACACACUGCAGCAAUGGGUGGCCGAUGUGCAGAAAUGGGCUGAAGAAAGUGAUCUAACUGAUGGCAGCCUUGGAGCGUUGCAGGCACGAAUAGAGGAGCUUGUCGUCAUCAUCAGAGUGCGAACACAAAGUCUUUACAGACAAAAUGAUAGCAACAAGAGGCGACACAGAAUUCGCAAGGUCAUCUUAGUUGAGAAGAAACGCUUGGCGGCUGCUGUUGACGACUACAACAAGCUCGCUGAACCAACAAAGCAAAUCGUAUCCAGUGAUGCCCUCAUGCAGACCGAUAUUUGGCCCUGGCAGAGCACAAGUGAACCUGCUGCUGACCUCCGGACAAAGAGAAAGGUCUUUGAGAAGGUGAUGGCUGUGAGGCGCCUGAGAGAGGAGGAGAUGAUCCUUUGCAGGGAGAUGCAGCAUCACUGGACAGUGUUGCGAAUGCGUUCUGUGGUGUUGGGGACAAUCUCCUCAGACUCCUCCUUUGUUGGCAUGUCGGAGGAUGCACAGAAGGGACUCUGUAGCCUGGUUUUAAAAAAACAAAGUGAACUGAAAGCUGAAAUGCUCAAAGUAAAGGACGUGUACAAGAGAAUCCUCAGCCACCAACCACUCCUGGAAAUGGACUCGGAGGAGGACAUUCCAGACGAUGCCACUGAGAGUGAUUUGAGCACUUCUGAUGAAGACUGAUUGUGUCAUCAUUGAUGUUAUGUUUGGUAAAAUAAAAAGUUAAUCACA